Molecule: messenger RNA, 960 nt
Organism: Fusarium tjaetaba
Lineage: Eukaryota; Fungi; Ascomycota; Sordariomycetes; Hypocreales; Nectriaceae
Product: TDG mug DNA glycosylase
Exons: 1
Coding region: 1-960 (319 amino acids)
Biological process (GO): base-excision repair, AP site formation
Molecular function (GO): mismatch base pair DNA N-glycosylase activity
Source: RefSeq, a predicted model, not a curated record
AUGACGAGAAGAAAAGCUGUCCAAGAGGUCACCUUUCAGGAUCCUGUAGGCGACGAUGAUGCCAAAGAGGAGCAGGAAAUCGCAAGCUCGCCUCCUCAGCCAGCAACCUUCAAGGGACGUCUUCAGAUGAGUGACUUCAUGUUCAAAUCAAACGAACCUUCAAGUAGCCAAACUUCCCCUAUACAAAGAUACCCGAGAUUCACAACUUCCACCACUUCGACCUCAACCUCAUCCACUUCAGCCGCCAAAACGAAGCGGACCAAAGAGCGAGAUGCUGAAGACAUAGAGAAAGAAAUUAGACCAAGGAAAAAGAGAGCACGCCAGGCCUCUGGAUAUGCGCCUCCCUCAACAUACGCGCAUCUCAAUGGCCUGCCAGAUGCCAUCGGCUCGAAUCUUCUCGUUCUCUUCAUCGGUCUAAACCCUGGUAUACAGACAGCACGAACAGGCCAUGCAUAUGCUCAUCCUUCCAACCUGUUUUGGAAACUCCUCUACUCAAGUGGCCUCACACCGCGUCUCUGUACUCCAACCGAAGAUCGUCAACUCCCUGAACUGUACUCCAUGGGAUUUACCAACAUUGUCGCCCGACCCAGUCGCAAUGGUUCUGAGCUUAGCAGGCAGGAGAUGGAUGAGGGGGUUGAAAUUCUUCACGAAAAGUGUCGCAAAUACCGUCCCGAGUCUGUAUGUGUAGUGGGUAAGAGUAUCUGGGAGAGUAUUUGGCGCGUUAGACAUGGCAAACCUGUUGGAAAGGCCUUCAAGUAUGGCUGGCAGGACGAAUCUGAGAACAUGGGUGUGAUCGAGGGCGAAUGGGACGGAUCUAAAGUGUUUGUGUCGAGCAGCACAAGUGGUCUUGCUGCUACGUUAUCACCAGCUGAAAAAGAACGUAUAUGGGCAGAAAUUGGAACAUGGGCUCAGAAAAGGCGAGCCGAGAGGGAGCUUGAGGCAAAAGAAGAGAGCAAAUAA